ACUGGUGGACCAUACAUUCAUACUCUACCUUCUAAGUACUAAUUUCUCAUUACAGAGAAAAGACUCAUUUCAGCAGUAGCUGUUUAUUGUCAUCACCAAUUUCCAUGCUUCUUUCUCCAGGUUUGAGUGUGGAAGAGGGAUAUGGUGGUCAUUAGAGCUUUUUAAAGCUCUUACUGGUGUAAGAGAAGUUGCAAGCUAGCUAUCAAAGUAACGCAGCGGAGAUGUUCUCUCUUAUUUAUGGCUUUUAUAAGCACAUGUUUAGCAAAAUGGAAUUUCAUGUUCUUAUUCUUGGUAUCGACAAGGCUGGAAAGACGACAUUACUGGAAAAGUUAAAAGAACUAUACUUAAAUUUGGAAGGUCUACCACCAGACCGUAUUGUUCCAACUGUGGGGCUCAAUAUUGGUCGUAUUGAAGUUGGAAACACCAAACUUGUGUUCUGGGACUUGGGUGGUCAGCCUGGCCUCCGUUCAAUAUGGGAGAAAUAUUAUGAAGAAGCGCAUGCUGUCAUUUAUGUUGUUGAUGCUAAUACUCCAUCGCGUUUUGAAGAUUCAAAAUCUGCGCUAGAGAAGGUUCUCCGGCAUCAGGAUUUGCAAGGUGCUCCGCUUUUGAUACUAGCUAACAAGCAGGACCUUUCUUCCGCAGUUUCAGCUGAAGAAGUAGCUCGUUAUUUGGAUCUUAAAAAGUUGGAUGAAAGGCUUUAUAUGUUUGAAGCGGUUUCAGGAUUUGACGGAAGAGGGAUCAAGGGGAGUGUAGACUGGCUUGUUAAUGCAAUGGAAAGAAGUAAAAGGUCGGAAAUGCUGAGGAGUCGCACACCGGCCACUUGAAAGACUUGUUUUGGUAAUGUUACAGACUUGCCUCAUUCAACAGGAACCUUGUAAAUAACUCCCAAUCAAAACUUAAAAUCAUCUAGUUUGUGCUUAUAUUCAAAUUUAGUACUCAUGUACUUCUGUAAGUGUUGCUUUAACUAUUUUUUGUCUGCUUCAUUUACUCUUGUUGAAUAACUUGAGUUAAGUGGUGAAAGUGAUUGGUUUCCUCUCUUUGAGUCUUA
Messenger RNA from Amaranthus tricolor (Joseph's coat), 1048 nucleotides. RefSeq lists its product as uncharacterized. The transcript is spliced from 7 exons. Lineage: Eukaryota; Viridiplantae; Streptophyta; Magnoliopsida; Caryophyllales; Amaranthaceae. Gene Ontology annotation, molecular function: GTP binding; GTPase activity. Gene Ontology annotation, biological process: Golgi to plasma membrane protein transport; intracellular protein transport; protein localization to organelle. Bases 222 to 824 code for a protein of 200 amino acids. Gene Ontology annotation, cellular component: Golgi apparatus. The record is from RefSeq and is a predicted model, not a curated record.